CAAUUAAACGAGUGCUCGAUGGACUUGGCGCCGUGCGCAUAAUUGUCAUAGUUAACUAUAAUCGUUAUCAGUGAAUACCGUUGCAGUUGCAUAACUUGUCAGUGCCAAAAAAAAGCUGAAUUGCAGAAGAAUUUGCACCGCUGAAAGUUCUCUUGGACCUGGUGAAAUAAUUAAGAAAAGUUUAAACCAAUACCAAUACAAAUCCAUUGGGAUAAGCCCCGGUCGGGCCCCCCGGCCCACGCCAGCUUUUGGGCCCGCCGUCCACCUACGCGCUACGUCGCGUCGUCGUGCCUUCAAAAGUAGUUUUUUGUGCUGCCUGUUUUUGUAAAUCUCAAGUGCGCGUUAAUUAGUGGCUAUUUAAUCAAUCACUGAUUGAAUAUUAAGUGACGGAAGAGCGUGAGAGAGCGAGAGCAUGGCUCAAAACAAGGCAGAUACUUUCAUUCAUUUGAUUGCCGGCGGAUCCGCUGGCACCGUUGGAGCCGUGGUAACAUGCCCCCUGGAGGUGGUCAAGACGCGUCUGCAAAGCUCGACGGCAUUCAUGACGCCAUCCUCUAGGCUCGUGGAGCCAACGGGGAGUGGACCGGCCAAUGGCGGUCCCUCUGAGCUGUUGAGGCCGGAACAACGACGUAAGCUAAGCACAACGAUAUUACGUAACAGAUCACAGCCACAGGUGAUUGGGGGUGUGCGUAGGAUUAUGGCCAUUUCCCAUUGCGGCAUCUCAUCGACAACCCCCAAAUCCAUGAGCAUCAUCCAGUGUCUGCGACACAUUGUCCAGAACGAGGGUCCACGUGCCCUGUUCAAAGGUCUUGGUCCGAAUCUCGUAGGCGUUGCGCCCUCUCGUGCCAUUUACUUUUGCACCUACUCACAGACCAAGAACUCGCUCAACAGUUUGGGUUUCGUUGAACGUGACUCCCCGCUGGUGCACAUCAUGAGUGCGGCCAGUGCUGGCUUUGUCUCAUCCACGGCCACUAAUCCCAUUUGGUUUGUGAAGACCCGCAUGCAACUGGACCACAACUCCAAGGUGCAAAUGACAGUGCGGCAGUGCAUCGAGCGUGUGUAUGCUCAGGGCGGUAUUGCGGCCUUCUACAAGGGCAUCACGGCCAGCUACUUUGGCAUCUGCGAGACCAUGGUGCACUUUGUCAUCUACGAGUUCAUCAAAUCCAAAUUGUUGGAGCAACGCAAUCAGAGGCAAACAGACACCAAGGGCUCGCGGGACUUUUUGGAGUUCAUGAUGGCCGGUGCCGUCUCGAAGACAAUCGCCUCCUGCAUUGCGUAUCCGCACGAGGUGGCACGUACUCGGCUGCGCGAGGAGGGCAACAAGUACAAUUCCUUCUGGCAGACACUGCAUACGGUGUGGAAGGAGGAGGGCAGACCUGGACUGUAUAGAGGCUUGGCCACGCAGCUGGUCAGACAGAUUCCAAACACGGCAAUCAUGAUGGCCACCUAUGAGGCGGUUGUCUAUGUGCUGACGCGUCGCUUCAAUAACAAAUCGAACGAGUUUUACGAUUUUUAGAGGAGAGAAAGCACCCCCCAAGCACUCACUCCCAGGAGCGAUAGACGGAUGGAUAGUUAACAGUGAAGAAGGAGAUGGAGAAGGAGAAAGAGGAGAGAAACCCAAUCUGUGCAUAUGUAGACGCGACUGCUGCAACUUAAUUGUAAUUGUAAUCCUUUUUCUAGACGAUCGAAACCAACGAGCGCAAAUUUUUUAGUUAACUAGCUUCUAAGGCAAAUCCAAAACAGAAAAGAGAAAACAAAAUGAAAAUGAAAAUGAAAACGAACUCGAGAGACUUGAAAGAGACGUUGACGUUGAACGUUGGCCAACGCAAAACACGCACCACGUACACUACACCACGAUUUCCAUAACACAAUUUAUUUGCUAUUUGCUAUAUAAUUGCUAUAGAGUCAAGUACAAUCUGCAGUAUAUGGAGGCCAAAAAAAGCAACGACUUAAGCUCGAUUGGAUUCGGCAAAAAAGUUAUCAAAAUUUAAAAAGGCUGCUAUUUAGUUAAAGAUACAAUAUAUGUAUGUAUAGAA
Drosophila persimilis is the source of this 2033-nucleotide messenger RNA. RefSeq names its product mitochondrial carrier protein Rim2 (gene Rim2). Gene Ontology annotation, biological process: mitochondrial transport; pyrimidine nucleotide import into mitochondrion. The coding region runs from base 413 to 1513 and encodes 366 amino acids. Gene Ontology annotation, cellular component: mitochondrion; mitochondrial membrane. Lineage: Eukaryota; Metazoa; Arthropoda; Insecta; Diptera; Drosophilidae. The transcript is spliced from 7 exons. The record is from RefSeq and is a predicted model, not a curated record. Gene Ontology annotation, molecular function: pyrimidine nucleotide transmembrane transporter activity.